AUGAGCCUGCAGGAGGUCCUUUCGGUAUUGCUGUUGCUGGGAUGGUGCGAGAGCUACGAGAGCUACUUGUGGCGCGAAAACGACGAGAACACCAAGCUCAUCCGCAUAGCCGGCGACAUCAUCUUCGGGGGCAUCUUCCCGAUGCACGAACAGGUUGCAGGAACGGCGAACCAGUCACCCUGUGGGGCCGUCAAAGAGGAAAAAGGGAUCCAACGUUUGGAGGCCAUGUUGUACGCCCUGGACGAGAUCAACGAGGACAUCGAACUCCUGCCCAACACGACCCUGGGGGCCUUGAUCCUCGACUCCUGCAGCAGCGAGACUUACGCCCUGGACCAGAGCAUGGAGUUCGUCAGGUCUUACAUGAACCAGCGUGUAAACGACAGCUCAAUUGCAGCUCUGCGUAAAGGGAGUACAUGCACCGCGCGGUUGCAUAGGAGGCCGCGUAACGACAUGUCGGAGUACAAGUGCGAAAAUGGCAAGCCUCCUGUCUACGUCCCGCACAAGCCCGUUACGGGAGUAAUAGGAGCUUCCUUCAGUGUGGUUUCCAUCAUGGUGGCCAAUAUCUUGAGGCUCUUUAAGAUCCCGCAAUUAAGCUACGCCUCGACGAGUACCGAACUAUCGGACAAGACUCGCUUCGAGUAUUUCAGCAGAGUCGUACCUCCGGAUAAUUUCCAAGCCCAGGCUAUGGUGGAGGUGAUUCACCUUCUGGGAUGGAAAUACGUGUCCACGGUGGCGGUCGAGGGCGAUUACGGCGAAAAGGGCAUCGCGAGUUUCAUCGCCCUUUCGAUGGAGUACAACAUUUGCGUGGCGGUGAGCGAAAAGAUCCUGAGGAACGCAAGAGCCGAAGACUUCGACCGCAUAGUGGAACGCCUCAGCACGAAACACAACGCCAGGGUGGUGGUACUCUUCGUGGACGAGGACAACAUCCGGAAGCUCCUGCAGGCGACCGUGAGAGCCAAUCGAACCGGCCACUUCUUAUGGGUCGGCAGCGAUUCCUGGGGAGCCAAAGUGUAUCCUGUCAGGGACCAGGAAUUCGCCGCCGAGGGAGCCAUUACGAUCCUGCCCUUCCGAAAUGUCCUGGAAGGCUUCGAUAGGUACUACAAUAAUCUUCGUCCACGACUGGGCGAGGAGUGCGGCGACCAGGCGGAAAAAAAUGUGCCGCACGAGAAGUUGGACGGGAAGAUGGUCAAUUGCCGGAAUAUCUGGUUCAGGGAGUUCUGGUCGCAGCAUCACAAGUGCAGCUUCGGCCCCGUCAUUCCUCCAGGGGUGAAGCGCUGCACCGGGGAGGAGAACCUGAACGACUACGAGCAGGAAGGACUCGUUCCUUUCGUCGUCGACGCAGUCUACGCAAUGGCCCACGCGGUCCACAACAUCAUCGAGGACGAGUGCGUGGAAACGCAGGACGCGAUGCACUUCCUGUGCGACUCCUUGAAGCCGGCCCCCCAGGGGCAAAACCUGCUGCAUUACAUUCGAAACGUCAGCUUCGUUGGUCGGCAAGGGACGGAGAUCAAGUUCAACGCCGACGGGGAUGCGUACGGUUUUUACAACAUUUAUCAAUAUCAGCAGAACGGGGAUGGCCGCUUCGAUUACGCCCUGAUUGGAAACUGGAAAGAGACUCUGGAGCUCGAUAUAAAUAUGACGAAGUGGACCGUUGGCCCGGGAGAGGCUCACAUACCCCGCAGUACGUGCAGCGACAAUUGCCCACUGGGUCAUGUACGGAAUUUUCAGGAAGCCUGCUGCUGGAGUUGCGUCGCCUGUCGAGAAGAUGCAUACGUCUUCAACGACACCUGUCGUAGUUGCGACCCUGGCUAUGCACCUGACGAGACCAAAAGCAGGUGCAUCAAGCUAGCUGCGGAAGUCAUUCCCUGGACCAGUCCUUGGGCCGUAGUUCCUCUGACUUUCGCCUCCAUCGGGAUCCUCAGCACCCUCUUCACAACGGCCGUAUUCAUUCGCUUCAACCGAACUCCCGUCAUCAUGGCGUCCGGACGGGAGCUCUGCUACGUCCUCCUGGUCGGGAUCCUCUCCUGCUACGGCAUGAGUUUUGUGAUCCUCAGCAAACCCACCACCUGGAACUGCACCUAUUUGCGGAUAGGAUUGGGACUCUGUUUGAGCAUCUGCUACAGUGCCAUCCUGACGAAGACUAAUCGCAUAUCGCGAAUAUUCAAUCAAGGGGUUAAGACCAUCAAGAGACCCUCCUACACGUCCCCAAAGAGCCAGGUGGCCAUCGCUAUUGGGAUCACUGCAGUUCAGUUGGUGGGAGCUAUAGCUUGGCUAAUAAUCGAACCACCGGACACGAAGGAGAUCCACCCUUAUCCGCUGACGGCAGUCCUGACUUGCCGGGUGUCGACCUUCUCCCUGAUGAUGUCGCUCGUCUACAACAUGAUCCUGAUCCUCAUGUGUACCCUGUACGCGUUCAAGACGCGGAAGAUACCGGAGAACUUCAACGAGGCGAAGUACAUCGGCUUCACCAUGUACUCGACCUGCAUCGUGUGGCUGGCCUUUGUGCCGAUCUACUUCGGCACCAACAACGACUACAAAAUACAGAUCGCCAGCAUGUGCAUGUGCAUCAACAUCUCGGCGACCGUCGCCCUCGGUUGUCUGUUCACCCCGAAGGUCUACCUGGUGCUCUUUCAGCCGUACAAGAACGUCAGGCCAGGCCACCCGAAUAAAUGUCGCCAGAGCCGAUGUGGUAACCGGCCUGGAUACAGCAUGCGGUUCUCGGGGCCGAGGAGUCAGACGAUGCAGAGCGUGACCUCGGGUUCGAGGAGCAGCCCGACCCGGGCGGGUCGCGGUGAACCCAAGCACGCGAACGGCGAACCGCACUCGACGGCGGCCAGCCCCUCCGUCGAGGAGACCUCCGUCAGCUAG
Orussus abietinus is the source of this 2868-nucleotide messenger RNA. RefSeq names its product metabotropic glutamate receptor 7. Gene Ontology annotation, biological process: G protein-coupled glutamate receptor signaling pathway; regulation of synaptic transmission, glutamatergic. Gene Ontology annotation, cellular component: membrane. Bases 1 to 2868 code for a protein of 955 amino acids. Lineage: Eukaryota; Metazoa; Arthropoda; Insecta; Hymenoptera; Orussidae. The transcript is spliced from 17 exons. Gene Ontology annotation, molecular function: adenylate cyclase inhibiting G protein-coupled glutamate receptor activity. The record is from RefSeq and is a predicted model, not a curated record.